UUUCUUUCUCUGUUUCACUUUCUCAUUUCUUUCUCUUUCUACUUUCUCUUCCCUCUUCUGUUUUCAUAUCAAUGUCUUCUUUCUCUUUAGCUUUUGAUUUAUGAACUCAUGUGUUUAUUUCAGAUCUUGCAUAAGCACAGCUCGAAUGCAAAGAAAAUGUUCAAGAUCUCUUAUGGUGUGUGCAAUAAAAGGUGCAGAUGAACUAAUCGAAGAACAACUAUAUCUUUAAAUCGAAAGCUAUUCAUAAAUCUUUUUCAGAUUCGAGUAUUUUGGGGUAUGAGUUGUUUAAAUAGAUUCUUUCUUGCAAAUCCUUUCACUUUUUGUAUUUUCUACCACCUAUGUUGUGUAAAAUUACUAUGAAGGUUGAAGGAUGUAAAGGUUAGAGCUCGAAUUUGUCUCACAUGUUUCAGAUCUACAAGGUUAGAGUUUGAAUGUGUCGUACAUGUUUCAGAUCUAUAAGGUUAGAGUUUCAAUUUGUUGUGCAUGUUUUAGUUUGACGGGUUUAGAUCUCGAAUCCGCCUUGUAUGUUUCAGAUCUAUAAGGUAAGAGUUUUUUUUUGGUUGAUUUCGUUAAUAUAUUUUUUUCUUUAUAAUUUUUUAUUUAACUUUUAUUUACAUUUUUAUUGUUUUUUAUCUAUGUUUUAUUCAAGAUUUUAUACAUUUUAUUUUGUAUUUUUUUUAGGUUCUCUAAUCUUUCACAUCUUCAUGCUCUAAAUGGAAGGUUUAUAAUUUGUUUUUAUUUUUAUUUUUCUUCUUCCUUACUUUUUUGUUUCUAACAUUUUAUCUUAUAUUUUUUCUUUUUUAUUUCAUAUUUCAGUUGUUGCUUUAGAGAUCGUUUAUGUUUAACAUGAUUAAAGCUGAUAUAUUUGAUGAGUUUAUUUGUAAAUAUUUGAUUUUAAAUAAUUUUAUUUAGCUUAAAGCAAAUUUUAAAUAUAAUUAGAAUCAAAUUAAUGUUAUUCUAAUGUGUCAUUAAUAUAUCUCAUUUAACUCUCUUUAAUUUCUAUUUAUUUCAUAAUUUAUUCUAAUUUUUAUUUAUUUAUAAUUUUUAGAUUGGUGAAAUUAUCAAAGGGAGACCAUUAUUACUUAAAUUGAUUCUAAUCAGUAUUUAAUUUUUCUAAAAGUGAAAUAAGUUAGAAAAAAAUGGAUAUAAAUCUUUCUAAAUGUAAGCUACAAAUGUUAUAAAUUUUUUUUAUAAUGAUAGAUAGAUUUAUAUAUAAUUUUGUUGAAAAUAAAAAAUGUUAUAAAUAUAGAUAAUUAAUGUCUUGGUUGUAUCAAAGAAAAUCUAUAGAAUAGACUAUAUAAUAGGUCUUAGUAUAUACUUAAACAUGUUUAUAAGAAUAUAUGUCAUUAAGACAAAUAGGUUUUUCUUAUAUCAAUGUCUUUUAAAAACCUUAUAUAUUAGUCGUUAAAAUUAUUAAAACAAUGAUUGUAAAUACGAUAAUAGUUUAUGUCAAAUUGAUUACGAUGUUACGAACGAAAAAUAUUUUAUCGAUCUUACGACGAAAAAUAACUAAAACAGGAAAAUAUUAAAUGUCAUUAAUUGAAUCAAUUACUUCAAUAUAUCCUUAUAUUUUAAAAUAUAAAUAAAAUUAAAUAAUUAAAUAAAUCUUAAUUAAAUGUAGUCUUUUAGUGUUAGCACUCAUUUGUAAUGGAAUUUAUUACUAUGCAUUAAUUUGGCUUCUAAUUUUUUUCUGUACAACUAGCUAAGUUCUCACAAUGAAAAUUAAUGUAGUUUUUUAGUGUUAGCACUCAUUUGUAAUGAAAUUUAUUACUACGCAUUAAUUUCUCUUCUAUUUUUUUUUUUAAAUUAGGACAAUUUGAAUUUGAAUGUAAAGAAAAUUUGAAUUUUCUUAGGUAAUAAAUAUUAUUUAUAAUAUAUAUAAAUAUUUUGAUUUUUAUAACUAUUCUAUCUAUUGUUUAUGAAAAGCAUAAAUUUUAUCUACAAUAUAAAGGCUAGAGGAUAAAAUAAAUAUAUAAAUAUAUGAUUUUAUUUAUCAUAUCAAGAUAACAUAUAUAAAAAUAAUUUUGAAAAUAACUAAAAAGAGAAAAUAUUAAAUACCAUUUACUUAAAUAUGUUAUACCAAAGGAUUAUCCCCAUAACUAAAAUAGUUAUUUUAAUAAAUUUAUUAUUUUUAUUAAAUGAGUAGAUAAAAUGAUCUGAUUUUCUCUAGGAUUAAAAGCAAUACUCUAUGAUGAAUUAUGAUAGUAAUGAUAGUUAGAUAGCAAUACUCUAUGAUGAAUUAUGAUAGUAAUGAUAGUUAGAUACCAACCUGUAUAAUAAGUAUACAUAAAAAUUAAUUAUUAAUGUUUGUAUAAUUGAUGUGUAUAUAUAAAAAAUGCACAGUUCAUAGAUAUUUAAACGUCUUUAUAAAAAUAUAUGUCAUUUUAGUUAAAUUUUUAAGUUUUUUAUUUAUAAAAUGAUCUUAUUGAUCUAAAUGUUUUUACGGGUACUAAACAUUUUUCUAUACAUUCAAUUAUUAUUUUUCACGGGUACCGGAUAUUUUUCUAUAUAUUCAAUUAUUAUUUUUUCACGGGUACCAGACAUUUUUCUAUAUAUUUAAUUAUUAUUUUCUCACGGGUACCAGAAAUUUUUCUAUUAAAAAAUAUAUAUCUGAAAUAAAUGCGCAUCCCGUAUCAGAACCCGUGCGAACACACGGGUUUGUUACUAGUAAAAAAACAAAAGAGUUUCCUUUCUCACGGGAAUCACGUGCUUGGUUCUCUUGAGAAAACACAGUCAUAUAAACAGAGACGAUGAGAUGUCAUUGAACUCCCAAUCAUUUUAGAAUGGCUACCCUCAAACCACCACCUGUCUUUGUUCUCUCUCCGUCAAAGCCAAUAAAUUCACCCCACAAAUCACUCCGCAGUAGAAUCUUCAACAACCUCAAUUCAUGUCCCAAACUCAUUUUACAAGAAAGUACUACAACCGCGCCAAUUACCUCGUAUCUGUCAAAGGAACUACCUCGUAUAAGUCGAAGUGUUGUUGUGGUGAGGUCACAGCUGAGAUACCCUAUCAUAUCCCCUGAUGAUCAUUGGGGUGUUUGGUCCACUAUCUUCAGCAUUGGAGCCUUUGGUCUAUGGUCGGAGAAGACUAAAAUUGGGAGCAUGGUGAGUGCUGCUUUAGUGAGCACAUUAGUUGGACUUGCAGCAAGUAAUCUUGGAAUUCUUCCACAUGAUGCACCGGCUUAUUCUAUUGUCAUGGAGUUUAUUCUACCACUCACUAUUCCAUUGCUUUUGUUUGGAGCAAAUUUGCGUCAAGUUGUGCGUUCAACCGGGACACUUCUCGUAGCUUUCUUACUUGGCUCAGUUGCCACUGUCAUUGGCACUCUAGUGGCGUUUCUUUUAGUGCCUAUGAGAUCUCUUGGUCCUGACAACUGGAAAAUAGCUGCAGCUCUAAUGGGAAGCUACAUUGGUGGAUCUGUUAAUUACGUUGCGGUUUCAGAGGCUCUUGGUUUGUCUCCUUCAGUUUUAGCUGCAGGAGUGGCAGCAGAUAAUGUCAUUUGUGCUGUUUAUUUUAUGGUCUUGUUUGCACUGGCUUCUAAAAUACCUGCAGAAACGGCACCACCAACCGAUGAUAAUGCAAUGCAAUUGAAGUCGGAAAAUCAGGGCAACAUGCCAGUGUUGCAGACAGCUACUGCAGUUGCUGCAUCAUUUUUAAUAUGUAGAGCUGCAACAUACAUGACAAAACUAUAUGGUAUCCAAGGAGGAACUCUUCCAGGAGUAACUGCAAUCAUUGUCAUUUUAGCUACUUUUCUACCAAAGUUCAUUAGUCCUCUUGUACCUGUGGGACAUACUGUUGCCUUAGUUCUGAUGCAGGUAUUUUUUGUGGUGGUUGGAGCUAGUGGAAGUAUACUGAAUGUGAUCAAAACUGCUCCAAGUAUAUUCAUGUUUGCACUAGUUCAAGUAACUAUCCAUCUUCUUAUUGUUCUUGGAUUAGGGAAGGUGUUUAAGCUUGAUUUGAAGGUAUUACUUAUAGCAUCAAAUGCCAAUAUUGGAGGACCUACAACAGCUUGUGGAAUGGCUAAGGCUAAAGGUUGGGAAUCCUUAGUUGUUGCUGGAAUUCUUACAGGAAUUUUUGGUGUUUCAAUUGCAACUUUUUUAGGUAUUGGUUUUGGAGUAAUGGUUCUAAAACACUUGUAGAAAUUGUUAUUUUUAAUGUUUGAUUCAUUCUUACAAUUAAUUGAAUGUUAUGUUGGUAACACGCUUUGAAGCUCGAUUGUUUAAAAUUUUUGAAACAAUAUUUUUCAUAUUUUAGUUAUAUUUGUAUAAAUGAAAGAGUUAGA
Vicia villosa (hairy vetch) is the source of this 4279-nucleotide messenger RNA. RefSeq lists its product as uncharacterized. Bases 2784 to 4136 code for a protein of 450 amino acids. Lineage: Eukaryota; Viridiplantae; Streptophyta; Magnoliopsida; Fabales; Fabaceae. The transcript has 6 exons. The record is from RefSeq and is a predicted model, not a curated record.